Priceomyces carsonii is the source of this 1485-nucleotide messenger RNA. RefSeq names its product Adaecp (gene ADAEC). The transcript has a single exon. Gene Ontology annotation, molecular function: zinc ion binding; methyltransferase activity; DNA binding. Bases 1 to 1485 code for a protein of 494 amino acids. Gene Ontology annotation, biological process: regulation of DNA-templated transcription; DNA repair. The record is from RefSeq and is a predicted model, not a curated record. Lineage: Eukaryota; Fungi; Ascomycota; Pichiomycetes; Serinales; Debaryomycetaceae.
AUGGUAUACGUCUCAGAAGGAGCAAAAUGGAGGGCGUACCAAUUCAGCGACCCCUUCGCUGCUGGAUCCUUUUACGUUUGCAAUAAGGUAUCGAAAUUUUGUUGCCGUCCUGACUGUGAUGCACGGCCCGAUACCAACUUGAAAUCUGAAAUUAAAUUUGUUGAUAGUUUAUCGGAUGCUGUGAAUUUGGGUUACGUCCCUUGUGAGCAUUGUGACCCUAUGAGUGGUUCUUCAAUCGAUGUUCAAUUAUUGAUAGGCUGUGUCGCUAAUGUCAAUGAGAAAAUAGGAUUCAUGGCUCCAUUAUUGGACGAAAACGAAGAAAAGAAUAAUAGGGCAAUUAAAGAAAAUAUAAUAGAGAACAAAAGAGCAAGCGAACAGGUUUCCAGAAGAUGUUCCGCACCUUCUAUCAAUUACGAUGGAAAGUUUUCAAAAGAUUUUGAGGCCACCUCAUUAUCUAAAAAUGAUUCUGAUCAUUAUAGGCUUGUGGAUUUGGCCUGUAGACACUUGGCUUUAGCUGCUGCGGUAAGUAUAUUUCAACCUCAAACUCCGAAGGGUCCAAGAUCUCCAGAGGAAGCUUUGAGUCCUGGGUCAAACUCCAAGAAAAGAAGAAGAAGAGGCGGAGUCUUGGGAUUUAAGGAAUUAGCUGCUAAGUCAAAGUUGUCGGCAUGGCACUUUCAUCGUGUCUUCAAAUCUGUCACCGGAUUGACCCCCAAAACUUAUGGAGAUAAAUGUUGGGAGUAUAUUAAAAGUUAUAAAGAAUCUGGAAAGAUGACAAAAUUCCAUCAAGAAUUUUAUACCCCGGUAAGCUCAGGGUCGAGCUCAAGUAUAGAACCGGCAUCGAUCGAGGACACCACUGAACCACUGACUAAGAAAAUAAAGAUCGAGUCACCAAUCAAUGAUUCUUUGGUAAUGCCUAACCAAUCUAACGAGAUAACCUCAUUCAUGUCUGACGAUCAGAAACAGAGAUUUCAAACACCAGUAUCAGGGUUCGAUUUCAAUCAACCAUUGAUGAAUAAUAAUUUCAACAUGUUUGAUCAAGAAGAAUCAAGAGUACCGACAAAGGCAUUCUCUUUCCCAGAUUUGACAAAAUUUGCAGGAAAUCAGACUUCAAAUUCUUCUUCGGUCUCAUCAUCGAACUCUGCGGUUCCACCAUCACUUUUCGAUCACACUCAUAUUGAUGAUGUUCGCAACCCAGGAUCUAAUGUCCAAGAAUCUCCUUUGUUGGAAGAAUUUUUUGAUGAUGUUGGAGGUAAUACACUUGAUCCAAAUCCUCUUAACAUGAAUCCUAUGGGCAGUGAUAUGACCUUAGACAAUGCCCAAUUGAAUAAUAUUAACUAUUCAGGGAAUGAAUUUUCAAACUUGGGUGACUUCACCGAUGUUCAAUUUCAACUCAACCCGUUGAAUCAGCCAUUAAUGACUGACACGAUAGAUAGUCAAGGCAUUAUGGGCUUGUCACCAGAAAUGUUGUCGACUUCGAACAUAUGA